AUGGCCAGUCUCGAAAAGCUUGCUAUCCGGGGCAUUCGCUCCUUCGACGACAAACAGAUCUCCGUCAUUGAGUUCUUCACUCCCGUCACCGUCAUUGUCGGCCACAAUGGAAGCGGCAAGACCACCAUCAUCGAGUGUCUCAAAUACGCCACCACCGGGGACCAGCCACCCAACACUCGCGGCGGCGCCUUCGUGCAUGAUCCUAAGAUGGCGAAUGAGAAGGAGGUAAAGGCGCAGGUUAAGCUCAGGUUCACUGCUGCGAACGACAACAGUAUGCUCGUUGUACGCAACCUGUCUGUCACCUUGAAGAAAAACGGCGCAAUGACGAUGAAGACUCUCGAGAGCAUCCUCGCGCUGGCGGAUUCGAGUGGCUCAAAGCGCGGGGUGAUCUCCACCAAAUGUGCAGAGAUGGACGCUGAGAUCCCUCAUUUACUCGGAGUGUCAAAAGCGGUGCUCGAGAACGUCAUAUUCUGUCAUCAGGAAGAUUCAUACUGGCCUCUUUCCGAGCCCUCAGCCUUGAAGAAGAAGUUCGAUGAUAUCUUCGAAGCAACAAAAUACACCAAAGCCCUCGACUCCAUCAAGGCGCUUCGGAAGGACCGCGUCGCCGACCUGAAGGCUGAGAAGGAGCGCCUAGAGGCCUUGUCUCGGGAGAAGCAGCACGCAGACAAGAUCAAGAGCCGCGUCUCUGACAUGACAGGCACGAUAUCUGCCAAGCAAAUGGAGUACGACGAGCUCAAAAAGCAGUAUGAGUACCUCGUCAAGGCCAAUGCCAAAUUUUACGAGUCCGCGACCAAGUUUCGCGAGAUAUACGUGAAGAUCGACAAUCUCAACGAGAAGAAGGCGCAUUACCAGGAGGAGCUCGCCAGCGCACGGGAGAACCUUCAGGAGCUGAGCGGUACCGAUGAAGAGUUGGCCGAUCGUCUGCAGAACUUCGACGAGAACGUCGCCAAGCAAAGACAGAGGUGCAGAGUGCAAAAUCAGAAGUUGCAGGACGUAAAUGAUGAACUGGCUGCAGCGAGAAAGGCGCACGUCGACUUAAUGAAUGAGCAAGGCCGCCUGGAGAGCGAUGAGAAGACACAAGAACAGCGUAUAGCGGACCGCGAAUCUUCCAUCAGAGACAUCAGUGCCAAGUACCAGAUCAAGGGCUUCGAUCACUCCCCUCUUUCGCGAGAGCAGAUUCAGGACUUUAUUGUGAAGCUAGGCGACCUGCGGCGCCGGCAACAUUCCGAGACCAACAGACUUCAGGGCGAGAACAAGGCCAAAAACGAUGAGUACAACGAGAAAUCGAGACAUUUGCACACAGAGCUUCAGGGCUUCAAGCAACAGAAGCUCUCCAUCCGGGACCGUGUGGCAAACCACCAGAGCAACAUCACUCGCACACAGGAUGAGGUGGACCGAGCGCAGGUGUUGGACUCUGAGCUGCACGCGCUCCGGGCAGACAUGGAGGAGAAAGAGCACCGCAUCGAAAGUAUCAAAGCCGAUUUGCGUGCAGGCAAGUACGAGGAGCGCCUAGCGGAAGUUACCGCGAAGGGACGCAAUCUGGAUACGAAGCGGGAAGAGUUGAAUAUCGAACUCGGAGCCCUCAGUCGGCAGUCAGAUGCAAGGGCGCGUCUGAAUCUUACGCGGACAGAACUGAAGAAUAGGACGAGUGAGUUGAAGAAUCUGCUUGAGUUUAAUAAUCCGAAGUUCCGUAAGCUAGUCGGAUUGGAUGCGCAGCCGGACUCCAUGGAGCGAGACUUGGAACGAGUUGUCGGUGAGAAAGAACGGGAGCAUAUCGACCUUGAGAAAGAAUCAAAUAUCGCCAGCAAGAACCUGCAAGCAGCGGAGUCGAACUUAUCGAAUCUCAAGUCUCAAGUCAAAUCGAGACUAAACGAGAUUAAAGUGCUUGACAAGAAGCUGAAAGAUGGGCUCAGCGAAGGAGAUGCGAACAACGUGGGUGAUGCUAUCAGUGACGCGAAUAAGGAGAUCAGCACGCGCAACGAGGAGCUUGGUAAAUCUGCGGGAGCGCACGAGUUGUACAAGCGACUCCUGCAAGUCGGCAAGACGAAGAAAUGCUGCCCCCUAUGUACGCGCAGUAUGAACGACCAAGAGAUUGUGGUGUACGACAGAUCCGUCAAAGACAGCAUCAAGAAAUCCUCCCCUGAGGCUGUCAGAGAGAUCGAAGGAGAGCUCCGGGACUGGGAGAUCGAACUGAAGCGGCUGCAAGAACUCGCUGUCCUCGCUGCUUCGCGCGAUAAAGUGGAGACGUCCGACGUGCCCACGUUGGAGCGAGACAUCCAGGCGCAGGGAGACGCGAUAUCUGCCUUGACGGAGAAGGCGGAGGAGGCACUCAGGAAGCUGGAUGAGGUAAAGAAGGAACUCAAGGAGAUGUCGGCGAUGAGGCAGCCCGCCGCUAAUGUGACGAGGACGCAUAAGGAGAUCGAACAUCUGACUGGCGAGAUCAAGAACAUCGAGUCCGACCUUGCGGUCGCUGGUUCUACCAAGAACAUCGAGGACGUUCAGGCUGAGUUGGAUGUUUUGGGGAACGACAUCCGUAACACUGAACGCGAGAAGCAGAAUUUGCAGGGGGAGAGGGAGCGCCUGACGAAUGCUCUCCGCACGUUCGAGAAGGAUCACAGCAAUAUGCGCCUUCGCGAGGGCGAGCUGAAGUCGGAUUUGCGCGACAAGGAGCAUCUCAAAUCUCGGAUUGAGGAGAUGAGGAAAGAGAUGACUUCUGCGAACGAGCAACUUCAGGAACUCGACACCAAGAUCUCUGAAGCUCAGGUACCGAUCGAGCGGCUUGAACACGAGUAUCGCAUCACCGAGCGGGAGCUCAGUGCAAAAAUAGCUGAAGCCCAGCAGUAUUCGCAGGAUCUGAACGUAGAAUCCGACAAACUGGAAGAUGCCAACAAAGGUAUUGAACGGUAUGUGCGGGAGAGACGCGGUCGUCGGCUGAAAGAGUGCAAUGAAGAGAUUGAACAGCACGAGGCUGAUAUUAAGGAGCUCGGUAUGAAGCUCGAGAAAACCCGUGAGGAGAUCCACAAAAUGGAGCAGGAGAUCAACGAAAGCGGCAUGGCGAUGGCUAACCUGCGUGAGAACAUCCGAGUCCGCAAGCUCGUCAAAGAUAUCGCUGCCGCACAAGCGGAGAUAGAUUCAUACGACCUGGAGGAAGCGGCAAGAGCCAAACGCAUAUUUGAAGAGAAAUAUCAGGUCGAGAAGCAGAAGGAGACUGACGUGCAAAGCCGGUUUGCCCACAUCGGUGGUGAGAUAAAUGCGCUCCAAGCUCAACUGGAAACGCUGCAAGACGAUCAACAUGAGUUCCAGGACAUCAAUAAGAAGUACCAAGAUCAACUGAUUAAGGUCAAGAUGUCCGAUAUGGCCAACAACGAUCUGGAGAAGUAUGCAAAAGCCCUCGACAACGCUAUCAUGAAGUAUCACUCGCUCAAGAUGGCGGAAGUGAACGACACGAUGCGGCAUCUGUGGAAUAAAACCUAUCAGGGCACUGAUAUCGACGGUAUCAAGAUCAGCGCAGACAACGAAGGCGGCGCCACGAAACGAACCUACAACUAUCGUGUUGUCAUGACCAAGGACAACGUGGAGAUGGACAUGCGAGGCCGGUGCUCCGCUGGGCAGAAGAUGCUAGCGUCCAUCAUCAUUCGUCUUGCUCUCGCAGACUCAUUCGGGCAGAAUUGCGGUAUCCUCGCCCUCGACGAGCCGACCAAUGCGCUCGACACGGAGAAUAUCGACGCCCUCGCCUCCAGUCUCGUAGAUAUCAUCAAUGAGCGCAAAGGUAACGCCAACUUCCAACUCAUCAUCAUCACACACGAUGAGAACUUCCUUCGCAAACUGGGCCAAAGUAAUGUCAUGGAUUAUUACUGGCGGGUCACACGAGACGGGAGACAGAAAUCCAUCAUUGAACGUCACAGAUUUGGUUGA
This is a messenger RNA of Sparassis crispa, 3915 nucleotides long. Its product is annotated as DNA repair protein. Gene Ontology annotation, cellular component: Mre11 complex; condensed nuclear chromosome; nucleus. NCBI's taxonomy places the organism in Eukaryota, Fungi, Basidiomycota, Agaricomycetes, Polyporales, Sparassidaceae. The record is from RefSeq and is a predicted model, not a curated record. The transcript is spliced from 23 exons. The coding region runs from base 1 to 3915 and encodes 1304 amino acids. Gene Ontology annotation, molecular function: double-stranded telomeric DNA binding; G-quadruplex DNA binding; single-stranded telomeric DNA binding. Gene Ontology annotation, biological process: chromosome organization involved in meiotic cell cycle; double-strand break repair; telomere maintenance via telomerase.